Messenger RNA from Clarias gariepinus (North African catfish), 452 nucleotides. Its product is annotated as ATP synthase subunit f, mitochondrial-like. The coding region runs from base 51 to 320 and encodes 89 amino acids. Lineage: Eukaryota; Metazoa; Chordata; Actinopteri; Siluriformes; Clariidae. The record is from RefSeq and is a predicted model, not a curated record. The transcript has a single exon. Gene Ontology annotation, molecular function: proton-transporting ATP synthase activity, rotational mechanism. Gene Ontology annotation, biological process: proton motive force-driven mitochondrial ATP synthesis.
CUCCAUUUUAUUCCCAACAUCCAUCGCGGCAGGCUCGAGCUCAAAGCAAGAUGGCGGACAGACCAGUGCCCCUAGCUGAGAAGCGGCUCAUGGAUGUGAAGCUCGGUCAGGUGCCAUCCUGGCUUGGAACCAGGGACUUCACCCCUAACGGCCUCAUCGGAUCUGUCCGAAGAGGCUAUGAAAGAUAUUACAACAAGUACAUCAACGUGAAGAAAGGAGGAUUCGGUGGCAUAGCCAUGAUCCUCGCCGGUUAUGUUGUACUGAGCUAUGUUUGGGAAUAUGAUCAUAUUAAGCACGACCGCUGGAGAAAGUACCACUGAAGCUUUUUUUUAGGCAUCAUGGACCACCGAGACUUUUGGGCUGUCCCUGCGAGUGUGAUCAGCACACCUUUCUCUCAAUGGUUGUUGUGUAUAAAUAAAUGUAUUUGUGACCAAGAAAUAAAGUAAAAUAAA